AUGGCGGCCGAGCCUCACGGCCGGUACCUUUUCGCGGGCGACGUGGAAGGUCGCCUGAAUCUGCUGUUCAAACGAGCCGCUGCGGUGAACAAGUCCAACGGUCCUUUCGACUGUCUCUUCUGCGUCGGCGCUUUCUUUCCGCCCUCGGAUCCCGCUACCGCCGCCGCAGGCGGAGCGGGCGGCCAAUCAGAGUUGGAGGAUUACAUCGCGGGGCGCGCCAAGGCGCCGCUUCCGACGUUCUUGAUUGGCGACAUUGGAGUCGGCGCGCAGCGACUGCUGGAGAUUGCUGUGCGUGGAGGAGGAGGGGCGGCGACGCGAAAAGAAGGGGAAGCAGCGGAGGAGAAAGUGAAAGAGGAAGGAAAGGAAGAACAGAAGGAGGAAGCAGAAGAGGGAGGGAAAGGGGAGGGGGAGGAGAAAGGGGAGGGGGAGGAGAAAGGGGAGGGAGAGGACAAAGGCCAGAUGAAGCCGUCCCCUCUCUGCCUGCCUCCUGGAUCCAAUCCGCCCUACCUGUCUUCCACCCCGCCCCUUCCCUCCCUGUUCCGCCCCACAGGCCUCAAGGUGGCCUAUCUGGGCGGCAGAUACGAUCCCGCCACGUACCUCUCGGGGCAGGCGGGCGGCACGGGGGCGGCGGAAGGGCGGCAGGAGCGGGCGGCAGUGGAGGCGCUGGUGGAUGCGGGGGCGGACGGGGCAGCAAUAGACGUGCUGCUGACCAAUGAGUGGCCCAAGGGGGUCGCUGCUCUCACCCACCCCUCCCUGCUGCCCUCGCCUCCACCCGCCACAUCAGCGUCGGCGCCUGCCAGCGUGGACUGGGCGGGGGUGGGGUCGCCUGUUGCUGCCACGCUGGCCAAGGAGCUCAUGCCACGCUACCACGUGGCUGGUGGCGCGGGCGCCUUCUUUGCCCGCCCGCCCUACAUCAACUCCUCCGCCGCCACAUCAGCAGAAGACGCCUCCACGUCAGCAUCCGGUCCCGUGACGCGGUUCAUAGGUCUAGCCCCCGUGGGCAACAAGGCGAAGCAAAAGUUCCUCCACGCGCUCUCCCUGCGCCCCGCCUCCUCCCUCCCCCUCUCCGACCUCGCCGCCCGCCCCCCCGAUGCCACCCCCUCCCCCUUCCUCCCCCGCCCUACAUCCGCCAAGAAUCAAAUCUGGACCGGCAGCCUCGCCGCCCCUGACGGUGCCGCCCGGGCUGCUGCCGCCGCCGCCCAGGCGAAGGCGGAGGAGACCGCUGCGAAGCGCACCUUCUGGGAAAGUUCCGACGGGGGGAAAGGAGGGGGGGAGGGGGCGGUAAAGCCUGCAUGGGCGCUAAAGGUGGAGGAGGAGGAGGCGCGGGGGGCGGGGGGGGCGGGGGAGGGGGAGCAGUACUGGCGGUACGCUGCAGGGAAGAAGAGGGCACGGCGGGACGGUGGGCCGGGGGGAGGGGGCAGGGAGGGGCCUCAGGUGUGCUUUGAGCUGUCAGGCAAGGGGGCGUGCUCGCGGGGCGAUGCAUGUCGGUUCAUGCACACUCUAGAGGACGGGUCACCGCUGCCUCGCAACCUGUGCUUCGAGCACUUCAGCAAGGGCAGCUGCAGCCGGGGCACGGACUGUCGAUUCAGACACUCGCUGGCGGGCGGGGAGGCGGGGGGAGGAGCGGGGGAGGGGCAGGGGGGAGGCGGGAAUGCUGCUGCUGGCUCUGUUGCUGCUGCCGUUGCGACGGCUGCUGCUGUUGCUGCUGCCGCUGGCGUGGGGGGCAGCAGUGGCGGAGCAACAGACCUGCCCAAGGGAGUGUGCUUUGACUUUGUGCGGCGGGGCAGCUGCACUCGCGGCGACACCUGCCGCUUCGCCCACUCGCUCCCCUCCACCUCGCCCGGCCUCCUCGCCACUCCCCCUCCCCUCACCCCCGCCUCCCUCGCCGCACUGCUUGCCCCGCCUGCAGCAGGGGGGCCGGCAGGGGGCGCAACGGGGGGAGCUGGGGGAGCAGGGGGAGCAGCGCCCCCCACCCCAGCGCCAUGCUGGUUCUGCCUGGCGUCCCCCAAAGUGGAGACUCACCUGGUGGUAUCGGUGGGCGAGCACUGCUAUGUCGCCCUACCCAAGGGUCCCUUAGUGCCCGGCCACGUGCUCAUCCUCCCUAUAGAGCACUUCCCUAGCGUCAUCUUGCUACCAUCCGACGCGCUGGCGGAGAUGUGGCGGUACAUGGGAGCCCUGAGGAAGUGUUUUGCGGCGCAGGGGCACACCGUGGUGGCGUUUGAGCGGUUCCUGCAGCUCAGAGCCGCCACCCACGCGCAUGUCAAUGUGGUGCCCAUCCCCCAGGACAAGGCGGACCAGGUGUUACCUGCCUUCACUGCCGCUGCUGCCUCCCACAACUUCCAGUUCGCCUCCGUGCCAAAACCACCUGACGGACAGCACAUGGCGGUGGUGGACGAGGUGAAGAAGCAGAGCCGGGGCGGGCAGUACCUCACAGUGGAGCUGCCCGAUGCCUCGCUGCUGGUGCACGCCAUCGACCGCGGGGCCAAGCUGCCCAUGCAGCUGGGGCGCGAGGUGAGGGGGGGUUGGGCGAGUGGUGAGACGCGGGCGGGAGAGAGGUGUUGCGCAGGUGGGGAGGAGGUGGUGGCGGGGGUGGUGGGGGUGCCGGAGAGGGGCGACUGGAGGGCGUGCAAGGAGACAGCGGAGGAGGAGGCAGCCAUGGCUGACGCAUUCAAGAAGCAGUUCCAGCCGUUUGAUAUCAUGGGGUGA
This is a messenger RNA of Closterium sp. NIES-65, 2706 nucleotides long. NCBI's taxonomy places the organism in Eukaryota, Viridiplantae, Streptophyta, Zygnematophyceae, Desmidiales, Closteriaceae. The record is from the annotation of a GenBank genome assembly.